GAAUGAUGAGUCAUCGGUAGUCGGUUUGACGUUCGAGUCAUCGGUAGUCGGUUUGACGUUCGACUCAUCUGUUCGAUUCGAUAACGUGUAGGUAUUUUUCACAUCCUGUCAUAUUCGUUGCAAUAUUGAAAUACUUGAUUAUUUUUUUGCAUUCAUCGUUGAAGAACAAAAAUUACCAGCAGAAAUGGCUCUAGAAGAUUUUUUUUGCAAUCCAUAUUCUUUGAAAUAUGGUCCUUACUUUACUUUGAUUCUAAACUUGAUUCUUGGAGUCACUUUUUUUGUCGCUGAAAUUGUAUCCUUGAAAGGAAACUUUACGUUUACUUCAGUAGCAGUAUUAGUAUUUGUACUUCUUAGAACAGUUUCAAGUGUAAUGGGGCUUGUGGGAAUUGAAAUGAUUAGGGCGAACCUUCUGGCUCCUAUUCUUUUCCUGGAAAUUAUCUACAUCGUCGUAUCAGGUGUUGUGUUCAUUUUGUUCCUUUUCUCGGGUAAAUUUUCUUUAUCGGUGAUACUUGAUGAUUUUGCGAGUCAACAUCAUGGUGCCUUUGUAAUUCUGUUUCUUAUGGGUCUAGGACUUUCCAUCUAUUCUUUUAUCAUAUUGGUUAUUGUACAUGCGUUUGGAGACAAAAUGUGCAUGAUUUUCGGCCGCGUAUGCAAUAGAAAAUCUGCUUCUAGUACAGAUGUGCCUUUUUCAGCAAAGUAAUUUUGAUGAAAUGAAAAGUGAAAAGUUCAUUGAAAAGUGUGAAAAGUAAAUUGUGUGAGUUCCAUUUUAAAGCUCUCUAUAAAAGCUUCAAAUUGAUGUAAGUAUGUUUUGCCAAUCUGAAACACACAAAAAAACAAAAUCAUUUUUUUCACCUACUUAAUCGAGUAGUGGUAGUUUUGGGCCUUUCUAGAGCCUCUAACAUUUUUAAGUUUUUCAGUUUUGAAAAAAAUGUUAUGAAAAAUAUCAAAAAUGGGUGCUGAAUUGCCAAGGUGGAGGAGUGGAGAGAGUGAAACUUGAUAUUUGCAUUAUCAAUGAGGUCAGUGAUCUCUGAUGAGUAAAUUGAUUGGUCACUCGCUUUUUUUUUUUUUUUUAGUAAAAACUAAAAAGUGAAAUGAAAAGUAGGAACUUUUCUUUUCAACUUUUCAUUGAAAGAAAAGUAGAGGAAAAGGUACAAUUAUGGACCCAGGUACAAAUAUGGACCCCCCAUGGUUUAGUGUACAACCACUAGCGCUAUGGUCAUGCUGGGUACUAAAAAUUACACUAGUAGUGUAGUAUCGAUGAUCCAUGUACUUAUUUCGGAUCCAUGCAAACUUGGGUGUCUCUCACCAGCAAUUGUUUUUUUUGCGCAUUAUUUUCUUCCCAAUGGAAAAUUUUACAAGUUUUUCAUUCAGUAAUUUAUCAACUUCAAAUAAAGUUUGGAAAAAAAAUUAUUAGGGAAGUAAGUAGCUUAGCUUACAAUGUGUACUUUCAAAAUAUACUUUCAUAUUUGUCUGUACUUCAACUGAUUUUCAUAAUUUUUCUCAUUUUUCAUAAACUGCGCCGAUUUUUUUCAUGGGUAUAAAUAUGGACCCCUAAAUUUUUUUACCUAAUUUUGAUUCAAUAUUUUUUAGAAUGUCGAGAAAAGUGUUACUAACAAAGAAGACAAGUCCAAAGUGUCGAAAAUGGAACCAUGAUUUUUUGAUUUUUCAUAAACUUAGCCAACUUUUUGCAUGGGUAUAAAUAUGGACCUCUAAAUUUUUUUCAUCUAAUUUUGAUUCAAUGGUUUUUAGAAUACCGAGAAAAGUUUUAUUAAUAAAGAAGACAAGUCCAAAGCAUCAAAAAACAUCUUUAAAUAAAUUUUUGUUCCACUUUCUGAAAUUUUUAUUCUUUUCUUGAGGGGGUCCAUAUUUGUACCCGAGUCCAUAUUUGUACCUUUUUACGUCACUUUUCUAAAUUUUAAAUUUCUCCAUGAGUUUUCAAAAAAAAAAAAAAAUUCUUACACAAUAUACUAGAGUCUUUGGCCUUUCAAAUGGUAGGUAUAUUCGAAAAAAAAUUUUGAUAAUUUUUUCUACCCUUUAAAGCCAAAAAGCUAGAGGGGGUCUAUAUUUGUACCUUCUCCUCUACUUUUCACUUUUCACUUUUCACACUGCACAUCUCUAGGCCAGUAUAAUAAUUAGCUUGAGUAAGUUGUUACUUUGUAAUUGAUAAAUAAACGAUACAAAUAGCAA
This is a messenger RNA of Planococcus citri (citrus mealybug), 2187 nucleotides long. RefSeq lists its product as uncharacterized. The coding region runs from base 185 to 700 and encodes 171 amino acids. The transcript is spliced from 5 exons. Lineage: Eukaryota; Metazoa; Arthropoda; Insecta; Hemiptera; Pseudococcidae. The record is from RefSeq and is a predicted model, not a curated record.